Molecule: messenger RNA, 351 nt
Organism: Striga asiatica
Lineage: Eukaryota; Viridiplantae; Streptophyta; Magnoliopsida; Lamiales; Orobanchaceae
Source: the annotation of a GenBank genome assembly
AUGGAGACGAGCAGAAGAAGUUCAAGGGCGUCCGCCGCCGGAAGUGGGGGAAGUGGGUGUCGGAGAUUAGGGUCCCGGGGACGCCGGAGCGCCUCUGUCUCGGUUCCUACGCCACGCCGGAGGCCGCCGCCGUCGCCCACGGGUAAUCUCAACUUCCCGCUGGCCCUACCGGCCGGCGCGGCUGUCGGGAUCUCGCCUCGGUCGGUGCAGAGGGCGGCGUCGGACGCCGGCCUGGCGAUCGACGCGCGGCUGUCGGGGUCGAGGGGCGGCGGCGAGCAGCCGUCCGCCGGCGAUUGGCACGGAGGAAACGAUCGGGAGCAUUUGGAUAUUUCCGUCGAAGAUUAUCUAUAG